This is a messenger RNA of Lampris incognitus (smalleye Pacific opah), 2014 nucleotides long. It is a transcript of the gene ints11, whose product is annotated as integrator complex subunit 11. The transcript is spliced from 17 exons. Lineage: Eukaryota; Metazoa; Chordata; Actinopteri; Lampriformes; Lampridae. Bases 146 to 1951 code for a protein of 601 amino acids. Gene Ontology annotation, biological process: snRNA processing. Gene Ontology annotation, cellular component: nucleus. The record is from RefSeq and is a predicted model, not a curated record.
CAUGCAUACGAGUUGAGAGAUAAACAUUUUGUUAUUGUUGUAUUUUAACAAACAAAGGCUAAACGUCGGAUCCAGUUAGACCGCCAAGAGACGUAGCUGGCAUUCAACAUCAGACUAGCUUCGAUAAAUAGAGGACAUUCUCGAUAUGCCAGAAAUAAAAGUAACUCCACUGGGUGCUGGACAAGAUGUUGGUCGCAGCUGUAUCCUUGUUUCCAUUGGAGGCAAGAACAUUAUGCUUGAUUGUGGAAUGCACAUGGGAUUUAAUGAUGAUAGACGUUUCCCAGACUUUUCUUAUAUAACCCAAAAUGGUCGUCUGACAGAGUUCUUGGACUGUGUUAUUAUCAGCCAUUUCCAUUUAGACCACUGUGGGGCUCUGCCCUACAUGAGUGAGAUGGUGGGCUAUGAUGGGCCCAUCUAUAUGACCCACCCCACCAAGGCCAUCUGCCCAAUUUUGCUUGAAGACUUCCGGAAGAUCACUGUCGACAAAAAGGGAGAGACGAACUUCUUCACUUCACAAAUGAUCAAAGAUUGUAUGAAGAAAGUGAUACCGUUGAACCUUCACCAAACAGUCCAGGUGGAUGAUGAGCUGGAGAUCAAGGCUUACUAUGCAGGCCAUGUGCUGGGAGCUGCUAUGGUGCAUAUUAAAGUGGGAUCUCAGUCUGUCGUUUACACUGGGGAUUACAACAUGACACCAGACAGACAUUUAGGGGCUGCAUGGAUUGACAAGUGCCGUCCAGACAUCCUUAUCUCAGAGUCCACAUAUGCCACAACCAUCCGUGACUCAAAGAGAUGCAGGGAGAGGGACUUCCUAAAGAAAGUGCAUGAAACCAUAGAGAGAGGUGGAAAGGCACUCAUUCCAGUUUUUGCCUUAGGAAGAGCACAGGAACUCUGUAUCCUAUUGGAAACAUUUUGGGAGAGAAUGAACCUGAAGGCCCCCAUCUACUUCUCUACUGGUCUGACAGAGAAAGCCAAUCACUACUACAAGCUAUUCAUAACAUGGACAAACCAAAAGAUUCGUAAAACGUUUGUGCAGAGAAAUAUGUUUGAAUUCAAGCAUAUCAAGGCCUUCGAUCGCUCAUAUGCAGAUAAUCCUGGACCAAUGGUUGUGUUUGCUACGCCAGGUAUGCUGCAUGCUGGUCAAUCUUUACAAAUAUUCAAGAAGUGGGCAGGCAACGAGAAGAAUAUGGUAAUCAUGCCUGGGUAUUGUGUGCAAGGGACAAUUGGGCACAAAAUCCUGAAUGGGCAGAGGAAACUGGAGAUGGAGGGACGAGCAACGCUGGAUGUGAAGCUACAGGUGGAGUACAUGUCCUUCAGUGCCCAUGCAGAUGCUAAGGGAAUCAUGCAGCUCAUUCGCAUGGCAGAACCUCGUAACAUGCUUCUGGUACAUGGAGAGGCUGCAAAGAUGGAAUUCCUUAAGGGCAAAAUUGAACAGGAGUUCAGCAUAAACUGCUACAUGCCAGCCAAUGGAGAGACAGCAACUAUAACCACUAACCCCAGCGUGCCAGUGGAUAUCUCACUAAACUUGCUGAAGAGAGAAAUGGCUCUUGGAGGAUCCCUGCCUGAUCCUAAGAAACCUCGCACCAUGCAUGGAACCCUGAUCAUGAAAGAAAAUAGUCUGAGGUUGGUGUCUCCAGAGCAGGCCCUGAAAGAGCUGGGCCUCAACGAACACCAGUUGCGUUUCACCUGCCGUGUGCAACUUCAAGAUCCCCACAGUGAUCCUGACACACUCCACCGAAUCUACACACACUUGAAGAGUGUGUUAAAAGGUUACACUAUCCAGCACCUUCCCGAUGGCACGGUCAUGGUCGAGUCGAUAGUCAUCAAAGUUUCCUCUUCAGCUGAAGACACCAAUGCCAAGGUUCUUCUUCUGUCUUGGAGUUAUCAGGAUGAAGACCUAGGAAGCUUUCUUUCCACUUUGCUGAAAAAAGGACUUCCACCUGGAUUGUGCUGAAGUAUUACAGUAUUACCCAACUCUAAGCUAUGUAUAAAGUUAGAGGGAAAAAAAACCCCACAC